Molecule: messenger RNA, 2776 nt
Organism: Arabidopsis arenosa
Lineage: Eukaryota; Viridiplantae; Streptophyta; Magnoliopsida; Brassicales; Brassicaceae
Source: the annotation of a GenBank genome assembly
CGAAGAAACCGUAAGCACUUUUCUAUGCACAAAGUAAGCAGCCAAAAUAGUAAUUCGAACCCACUGCAUGCUUCUGCAACUAUCGCAGAAGCAAAUGCUCUUCUGAAAUGGAAAUCCACUUUCACGAACCAGAGUCACUCAUCAAAGUUGUCUUCAUGGGUCAAUGAUGCAAACACCAAUCCUAGCUUUUCCUGCACCAGUUGGUAUGGUGUUUCCUGCAACUCACGAGGGAGUAUCGAAGAGUUAGACCUCACUGACAAUGCUAUAGAAGGUACUUUCCAAGAUUUCCCCUUUUCUUCUCUCCCAAACCUUGCUUACAUUGAUCUUAGCAUGAACCAUUUCUCUGGAACCAUUCCCCCUCAAUUUGGAAACCUCUCUAAAGUCAUCUACUUUGACCUCUCCAUAAACCACUUAACCGGAGAAAUCCCACUUGAGCUUGGCAAUUUGCGAAACCUCAAAACACUCUCUCUUUCUAAUAACAAACUUACCGGUUCAAUUCCUUCUUCCUUAGGAAAUCUCAAGAACUUGACGGUUCUCUAUCUUUACCUUAAUUAUCUAACUGGUGACAUUCCCCCAGAACUAGGCAACAUAGAAUCUAUGACAGAAUUAGCGGUAAGUGACAACAAACUUACCGGUUCAAUUCCUUCUUCCUUUGGUAACUUUACCAAGCUGAAAAGUUUGUAUCUCAGUUAUAACCACCUCUCUGGUGCGAUCCCGCCGGGACUAGCAAAUUCUUCAGAGCUAACUGAAUUGCAACUCGCCAGAAACAACUUCACCGGUUUCUUACCUGAGAACAUUUGCAAAGGUGGCAAGCUUCAGAAUAUCUCAUUAGAUUAUAAUCACCUCGAAGGUCAUAUCCCGAAAAGCUUGAGAGAUUGCAAGAGCCUGAUCAGAGCAACAUUCAGAGGGAACAAAUUCACUGGAGAUAUUUCUGAGGCUUUUGGGAUUUACCCAGAUCUUGACUUCAUUGAUCUCAGCCACAACAAAUUACACGGUGAGAUGUCAGGCAACUGGCAGAAGAGUCCAAAGCUAGGUGCCUUGAUCAUGUCAAACAACAACAUCACGUCUAUUCCACUAGAGAUUUGGAACAUGACAGGACUAGUUGAGCUGGAUCUGUCUACCAACAACCUCACUGGUGAGCUUCCAGAAGCAAUUGGAAAUCUCACGAAUUUGUCGAGGCUACGACUUAAUGCGAAUCAGUUAUCUGGAAGAGUUCCUGCACGAAUAAGUUUCUUAACCAAUCUUGAGUCUCUUGACUUAUCCUCAAACAGAUUCAGCUCCCAGAUCCCACAAACCUUUGACUCCUUUGGUAAGCUUCAUGACAUGAACCUGAGCAGAAACAAUUUCGAUGGAUGCAUUCCCGGACUAACAAAGCUGACUCAGUUAACGCAUCUUGAUCUCAGCCACAAUCAUUUCGACGGAGAAAUCCCAUCACAGCUCAGCUCCCUGCAAAGCCUCGACAAGCUCGACCUCUCACACAACAAUCUCUCGGGUUUCAUUCCAACAACUUUCGAGAGCAUGAAAGCGCUGACGUACAUCGAUAUAUCAAACAAUAAACUCGAGGGUCCGCUUCCAGACAUUCCAGCGUUUCGAAACGCAACAGCAGAUGCAUUGGAGGGAAACAGAGGCUUAUGCAGUAAUAUUCCUAAACAAAGGUUGAAUUCAUGCCCUAUCACUUCUGGUGGGUUCCAAAAGCCGAAGAAGAACGGCAACCUUCUUGUGUGGAUACUACUGCCAAUCCUAGGAGCACUCGUCAUUCUCUCUAUAUGUGCAGGCGCAUUUACCUACUACCUUCGGAAACGAAAACCACACAAUGGAAGAAACACAGAUUCUGAAACUGGAGAGAAUAUGUCCAUAUUCAGCGUUGAUGGCAAAUUCAAAUACCAAGAUAUCAUCGAAUCAACAAACGAAUUCGAUCAAAGAUACCUCAUCGGAAGCGGAGGAUACAGCAAAGUCUACAAAGCAAACCUCCCAGAUGCGAUCGUAGCCGUGAAAAGGCUACAUGAUACAGUAGACGAAGAGAUAUCAAAGCCAGUGGUGAAUCAAGAGUUCCUAAACGAAGUAAGAGCGUUAACAGAGAUCCGUCACCGCAACGUGGUGAAGCUCUUCGGCUUCUGCUCUCACCGCCGCCACACUUUUCUGAUCUACGAGUACAUGGAAAAAGGAAGUUUAAACAAACUCUUAGCCAACGAAGAAGAAGCUAAGCAACUCACUUGGACCAAAAGGAUCAACAUCGUGAAAGGUGUGGCUCACGCGUUAUCGUAUAUGCACCAUGACCGAUCAACUCCGAUCGUCCACCGUGAUAUUAGCAGCGGCAACAUCCUUCUCGAUAAUGAUUACACAGCUAAGAUCUCCGAUUUUGGCACCGCGAAGCUUCUCAAGACGGAUUCAUCAAAUUGGUCCGCCGUUGCUGGAACCUACGGCUACGUCGCUCCAGAGUUUGCUUACACGAUGAAGGUGACGGAGAAAUGCGAUGUGUAUAGCUUCGGAGUUCUGAUACUGGAAGUUAUAAUGGGGAAACAUCCGGGAGAUUUGAUUGCGAGUUUGUCUUCGUCUCCGAGAGAAACUCUGUCGCUGAGAAGCAUUUCCGAUGAACGUAUACUUGAACCACGGGGGCAGAAUAGAGAGAAGCUCAUGAAGAUGGUGGAAGUGGCUUUAUCGUGUUUACAAGCAGAUCCGCAAUCUCGGCCAACGAUGUUGUCAAUCUCCACAGCUUUUUCUUAGAACUCUUCUCCAUCAGUUUCUUCGACGAGGUAAAGAAAAAAACAAACUUUUU